GGAACUGACAGAUACAGACAUGGAGUACACACCUGUGAGAGUCCUAGGAGAAUUUGACCACCAGAUGGAGCGAUAUAUCUACCCACGUCCCAACGUCCAGGACAUAAAAAGUUCUGAGGUGAAGGGCAUGGGGGUCACACCGAGUCGAGGUGGAAUGCUGGUUGUUACACCGUUUAAUCUCAAAGACAGAAAAGAAAAAAUACUCAUCAACAGGGGAUGGAUUUCAAAGACAAAAGUAGACCAAAGAACAAGGUCAGAAGGACAGGUACGUAUACAAUAGUCGGUGUAUAAAGCACAUAGGAUGAUGGAAAC
Messenger RNA from Mizuhopecten yessoensis (Yesso scallop), 312 nucleotides. RefSeq names its product surfeit locus protein 1-like. Bases 20 to 280 code for a protein of 86 amino acids. The transcript is spliced from 2 exons. NCBI's taxonomy places the organism in Eukaryota, Metazoa, Mollusca, Bivalvia, Pectinida, Pectinidae. Gene Ontology annotation, cellular component: mitochondrion; membrane. The record is from RefSeq and is a predicted model, not a curated record. Gene Ontology annotation, biological process: mitochondrial respiratory chain complex IV assembly.